AUGGGCAGACGCAAGAUCGAAAUCAAGCCCAUUCGCGAUGACCGUAAUCGAUCAGUAACCUUUCUCAAGCGCAAAGGGGGCUUAUUCAAGAAGGCGCAUGAGCUCUCCGUCCUCUGCUCCGUCGAUGUCGCUGUCAUCAUCUUUGGGCAUAAUAAGAAGCUAUAUGAGUACUCGUCAUCGGACAUCAAUGAGAUAAUCGGACGAUUCCAAUACUAUGGCGGCGCGCAUGAGCAUAAAGGCCCGGCAGACUUUGCGGACAAGGGUGGAGGCGAUGACGAUGAGGACGACGAGGGUGGUGAGGAGGGCGAUGAGCAGAGGAACACACCCGUGCCGCCCGAUGCUGCUAUGAUGCAUGCGCAAAUGCAGAACCAUCCUGGCUUCCAGCACGUCAGACACGGCACGCCUUCUGGAUCGCCACCCAUGCACAAUGGAGCCAUGCCGCCUCAAUUCGUGCGUGGUCCGUCUCCACUACCGCCUGGUAUCUCACGACCUUCAUCGAGGACUCAACAACACCCAGGACAUGUACGUCGAGUCAGCUCGAAUCUUGCCCCGCCACAUAUGCAGCCAUCUCAAGGUCCCCCACAACAGCCGAACUAUGCUUAUACGCCUAAUCCACCAUUCUACAACCCACAAGCUGCCGCUGCUGCUCAAGCUGCUCAAGCUGCGCAAAUGCAACAACGGCCAGUACAACAAGGUCACCAGGCUACUUAUCCUCCACCAUACGCGCAGGCUCCACCACAACAUCCACAAAUACAGCAAGCAUUCAUACAGGAGCAACGCAGAUCUUCUGGUCCACCAGCAUUUCCACCACAGCCACCACCUCAAGCGAACAUGUCACGGCAUCCGUCUACCGAUCACUUACAACCGCCGCAACCACGACCGCAUCCGUCGCCGCAGCCUCAACAAGGUUUAAUGCCGCCAAGAGCAACGCCUUCACCACAGCCACCUCAGCACCAGUUCGCCAGCCCGCAUAUACCACAGCCCCGACCACUACCCGCUGCCGCCAAGGCACAGAGCAUAUUCACGCCAAUAGAUGACAGCAGAUCGAUGCUUGCUCAACACUGGGGCAGCAACAUAGAUCCGCGGAUCGACCCGGCAAUCAAGCUCGAAGAUGCUCCCAGGUCAGCUUCUGUAGACCUGGCAGUGAUGCAACGAGGUAAUCCAAGAUCGAAUGGCACGUCUCCUAAACCACCACCAGCAAGGAUGCCGAAGUCACCACAACCUCCACAACGAGCUGGCAGUGCCGCGAGCAUGCCGGCUGGACCGACUAGGACUUCUACUAUGCAGUCUGAUGCUAAAAGACCUCGGCUGAAAGUGCAGAUACCUAGCGAGCAGUCUGGUGAUGAGGGAGGUACGGCAUCAGCACCGGGCGAUUCGGCUACAGCACAGCCAGCAGCCAAUGCCCAUCAGCCUCCACACGAUAGAGUCGUGCUGCCACCUCCUUCGCCAAGUGCAGGUGCUCUACUAUCAGCCGGUGCACAAGGCCCUCCGAACCCGUUCGCUCGACCAGCACCACCUAUGAGCACGAAUCCGCACGCUAUGAACCGAGACGCAAAUCAUAUCGAGACUCCUAUCAGCGCUUUACCGAGCAGAUUCAUGUCGGACAAUCUUCUGCCUUCGCCUAGUCAGUUUUAUCCAGAGUUCUUUGGUGGUCGGUCUGCAGAUUCGAACUUACUACCUUCGCCACUUAAUUUCCAGACACCGAUUAUACCUAAUGGUCAAGGGUGGCGAGAAGAAGAUCGCAAAAGACAGAGCGAGGAUGGAGACGGUGGGGGUGAUGUCAAAAGGGCUAAGACUUAG
This is a messenger RNA of Recurvomyces mirabilis, 1800 nucleotides long. It is a transcript of the gene RLM1, whose product is annotated as resistance to lethality of mkk1p386 overexpression. Gene Ontology annotation, molecular function: DNA-binding transcription factor activity, RNA polymerase II-specific; protein dimerization activity; RNA polymerase II cis-regulatory region sequence-specific DNA binding. The record is from RefSeq and is a predicted model, not a curated record. NCBI's taxonomy places the organism in Eukaryota, Fungi, Ascomycota, Dothideomycetes, Mycosphaerellales, Teratosphaeriaceae. Gene Ontology annotation, biological process: positive regulation of transcription by RNA polymerase II. The transcript has 2 exons. Bases 1 to 1800 code for a protein of 599 amino acids.